ACAGCAGAAACGGAAGUGUUAACCUGGCAACAAUUCCAGAGCGAUACAUUAUCACUAGGGCUUAAUUUUCACACUUGUCUUUGCUUAGCGAUGUUACUUUGGUGUUGAAAGGUUCAAUACAGAAAAGGGGAAAUGGAAGAGAUAAAGACAGAGCCCGUGGAUUUUGUGAAGGAAUUCCAAGAAUACCUGACACAGCAAACCCAGCAUGUCAACAUGAUCUCAGGCUCUGUUUGUGGAGAGAAAGAGUCAGGGGAGCCGUUUCAAGCCGUUGCCCCCAGGAGUGAGCAGAAUGGUCUGGACCCUCCGUCUGUGGAGGUGAGCCUGCCAAUGGAGGAUGGGCAAGAAGUUCAGAUGGACGGCCUGGAGAGGACCUGCGAUGGAAAGUACAAGUGCAGCUACUGCAGCUAUGCCAACAAGGGCAUGGCUCGGCUAAUAGAGCACAUCCGCAUCCACACAGGGGAAAAGCCUCAUCGCUGUCAAUUGUGCCCGUUUGCUUCAGCCUACGAGCGCCACUUGGAAGCCCACAUGCGCUCGCACACAGGAGAGAAACCGUACAAGUGUGACCUCUGCACCUUCCGAUGCAGCGACCGCAGCAACCUGUCGCACCACCGUCGCCGUCGCCACAAGCUCCUGCCCACGAGGGUCGUCCGCUCUCCUUUCGCCAACAAGAGAAUGUUGAGCUCCCUGCAGAAGAGGACAGGCUCGCUGGGCUUCAGCAGGCGACUCCUCAUCAACUUCAACCCUCCCUCCAUGGUGAUGCCAAAGUCAGAUUAUCUCAGUGACCUGUCUCACAAACUCCACCACCAUUUGAAUAGCAGCGAGUAUAAGAACCUUCCCAAAUUGGAUGAUAACGACAGCCGCAACAGAGGUGCUAAUGGGUUGACUUUUAAUAACCCACUGGACCAGCUGUCUACUCUUGCUGGCCAGUUAGCCGACCUACAUCCUGAGUCUCAGACUCCGGGAUCGCCAGACACGGAGUCCUUAAAAGACGAGAAGCCCAUCCUCAUACAGCAGGUCUCUAGUGAACACAUGGCACUGUGUUCAAAUGGAGUGCAGACUUCACCACCUAAAGAUGAAUCUCCCACCUCAGGCCACAGCAGCUGCAGUCCUGUUCCCGGCCUCGGCUUUGAGAACAGCGUUAAUACUCUCACAGCGAGUGUUAGCAACAGCCAGCCGAGCACACCUGCACCUGUCCUGACCACAUCAGACCAACAGCAGUUCCAUAAAUGCCAGCACUGUGAUAUUCACUUUCUGGACAACAUCAUCUACACAAUUCACAUGGGCUGCCAUGGCUACGAACAUCCUUUCCAGUGCAACGUCUGUGGUUACAUUUGCACGGACAAAUACGACUUUUCAUGCCAUUUUGCUCGUGGACAACAUAAAAAGUGAUUCCAAGCAACAAUGGGGCAAAUAGAGAUCUUUGUGUUUCAGUAUAUUGCUUGCACAGCAUCUAAACGUGACUUAUUUACAUUUUAUACGUUUGUUAUGUACAGUUUACUAUUUUCUUUUAAUCGUUUACUAUUGUUAAUUUACAGGUGCUUUCCAUUUCCAUUUGAGCUUUUUUUUUAAAUUGAUACAUACAAAGGGUGAACAAAACAUCAGAACCAUAUUGCAAUACAACAGCUCUGCAGUAAACAUAAAAAUGAAAGUUUUUUUCUUACAGUCAGUAUUAGUUAAGGCAUUGUUACAACUGUCCUUCUUUGCUAAUGCAGCAGCUGUGAAGUGUGGCUGUUAUACUGUCAUUUGCCCACUAUCUGUAUGAUAGUAAUUACACACCAAAGUUUUCUGGCUCAGUAAAAUUAGUUUAAUUUUAUAUUGUCACGUAUAAUUUUGUUAAAAAAAUGUAGCCACUUUGUAUGUGUAUAGUAGCAGAUGUGAAGACACUUUAAACUCUGAAGAAGUAAUGUGAAGUAAUUUUAUUUUUUAUUUUAUUUAAUAGCUUUUGACUUGUGUAAAUCUUGGUCUCAAGUAAAGACUGAUUAACUAGUUUGUAUGUAAUUAUCUAAUUAUGGACAGAAAGUGAAAAUUUUAGAUCACUGAGCUCAUCUCUUUAGUUUUUCUUUCUAUAUUAUUUGUAUACUGACACUAUAAUUGCAGAGACUGUUUAGAUUACCAUGAGUGUAUCACUGUAUCUUGUGUUCUAAAUAAGUUUUGAGGAAAGUUUGGCUUUAAAAAAUAAUAUUUUAAUUACAAGACAAAAUAAUGGGA
This is a messenger RNA of Centropristis striata (black sea bass), 2208 nucleotides long. RefSeq names its product zinc finger protein Pegasus-like. Gene Ontology annotation, molecular function: DNA-binding transcription factor activity; RNA polymerase II cis-regulatory region sequence-specific DNA binding. NCBI's taxonomy places the organism in Eukaryota, Metazoa, Chordata, Actinopteri, Perciformes, Serranidae. Gene Ontology annotation, biological process: regulation of transcription by RNA polymerase II. The coding region runs from base 133 to 1389 and encodes 418 amino acids. The record is from RefSeq and is a predicted model, not a curated record. The transcript has 4 exons.